Molecule: messenger RNA, 634 nt
Organism: Dinoponera quadriceps
Lineage: Eukaryota; Metazoa; Arthropoda; Insecta; Hymenoptera; Formicidae
Gene: NdufV3
Exons: 3
Coding region: 114-407 (97 amino acids)
Cellular component (GO): mitochondrion
Source: RefSeq, a predicted model, not a curated record
UUCACCCAGUUAUUCAUAUAUCUACGGGCGAAUUGUUGCCAGGACAUCUAAGCUUCAAGAUCACUCGAAAUAUUUUAUAUCCAAAUUAUUACGUUAACAAUUAUCGCAAAAAAAUGUUACAUAUAAUAACGAAACGUGUACCAUUGCGGGGAACGAUGAUUAUUACUCAACGGAUGUUCGGUGCGCAAACUUCAAACGGAGCUGCUAGUCAACCUGCCGUGAACAUCAACGUUCAAGGUCUCAGUGAGAAUUGUGUCAAAGUCCCAAAUACUCCUGUGGGACCGAAUGCUGCAAAGCAGGAAGAAUACAAGAAUCCUGAGUAUUUCUGCUAUCAUGUGGACACAAUCGGAGAGGCUGAGGUAGAAUUAGAAAAAUAUAGAUUACCAGUGCCGUCUAACAGGAGGUAGUUUCACAGAUAGAGAAAUCAGGAGAAUGAAGUCAUACAUUGGUUAAGUUCCUCCAGCUUGUUUUAUGCUAAAUAUGAUUGUAGACAUCAUCAACUGUUUGUAGUCAAAUCUUGUAUUUAAGACUGUCUCAAAUUCAUCUUUAAAUGCUUCGUAGCUGAUGAAACAACAUCCACACAACAUCUGAAUGUGAACUUGAAGUGAUUUUAAAUAUAAAAUGUGACUGUAAA